This is a messenger RNA of Panicum hallii, 1086 nucleotides long. RefSeq lists its product as uncharacterized. The transcript has 2 exons. Lineage: Eukaryota; Viridiplantae; Streptophyta; Magnoliopsida; Poales; Poaceae. The coding region runs from base 1 to 1086 and encodes 361 amino acids. The record is from RefSeq and is a predicted model, not a curated record.
AUGGACAAUAAUCAGCAUGAAUUCCUUUAUUACCGUAUGUGGAGGAAAAAGGCCCUAGCUGUUCUUGUUCUACUGUUGGUCUUCUGGUGGAGGAACCAAAAUGACAAGAGGACUAGAGCCAAUCGUGUAAAGUAUGCUCCUCUCAAGAAAAACAAAGUUGGAAGUGCUGAUGUUGUAUAUCGUGAGAAGUACAAAACAUGGACUGAUGACAGCACUGAGUUUAUGCUUCAGUGGUAUGUUGACUACCAAAAGGACAAACCUGCUACCUUUAGGUGGAAGCAACACCACCAUCAUCUGUGUGCAGAAGCUUUGAAUGCCAGAUUUGGAAUAGGAGCUACCAGACAUCAAGUUUAUCGUCACUUCAGGGCAUUAAAGGAGAAGUGGAACUGGAUAAGGCAAGCUUUGGCUAAGAGUGGCAAUGGUUUUGAUGCAGCGUCUCGCAAGUUCAAUCUACCAUAUUCAGAGAAAUCACCUUCCAAGCUUGGGACUUUGAAAUACAACUAUCUUACUCGACCUAUCAAAUUCUUCCAGCUCAUGGAAGAGCCAUUUGGAGAAUCUGACCAAGCUAAUGGAUUCUUAGCUAUUGACCAAUACAUUUCAGAUGCAGAAGAUGAUAGAUCUGAAACAGAGACUGAUGAUUCAUUUACCGUUGAGCAUGGUGAGAAUGAUUCUGACACUAUUGCUCGUAGCAAUUCACCUGAUCUAGCCUUCAGUUCUGGUCUCAAGCACAAAAACAUGAAAUCGCCUAUGAAGAAGCUUCGAAAGCACAAAGAAAAACGUGCCAACGCAUUAGAGAAUGAUAAAAUUGCAUCAAGUAUUGUCAUGCUGGCCAAUUCUGUUACAUCUAGUGCCCCUGCACCUGCUGAUCCUUAUGCUACUCUUUGGAAGCGUAUUGAGGAUAUACCUUUCCCACCACGGGAUAAGGUUGAUAUUGCAACCUUUCUUUCCAAGCCGGAGCAGAUGUACUUGCGCAACUACUUGAAUGCUGCAUCUGGUCAGUCAUUUGGAACUUGGGUAACUGAUUACUUAGGUGCCAAGUAUGGUGCUAGUGGUGGGUAUGCAUGUGAAUAUGAUAGCUCUGAGUGA